Hibiscus syriacus is the source of this 748-nucleotide messenger RNA. RefSeq names its product nudix hydrolase 4-like. NCBI's taxonomy places the organism in Eukaryota, Viridiplantae, Streptophyta, Magnoliopsida, Malvales, Malvaceae. Gene Ontology annotation, molecular function: pyrophosphatase activity. The transcript is spliced from 4 exons. Gene Ontology annotation, cellular component: cytoplasm; nucleus. Bases 209 to 748 code for a protein of 179 amino acids. The record is from RefSeq and is a predicted model, not a curated record.
AACCCUAAAUUUAGUUGGAGGGUGAAGAAAAGGAAAUCCAGAAUGGACACAAUCCCAAGAGCAAUAUAUUAUUAAUGUUUGCCAUAAUUUGUAUGAUAAGAUAGGGGGGAUCUCGGGAUUUUUCUUACAAAUUUCUCCCCUUUCACCAGCAUGCUCGUAUCUCUCAUUGAAAAAAUCCCAAGUGAAACCGCCGUUUCCCGUCGAGAAAAUGGUGUCUCUUGCUCCUUAUCGCCCUCCUCGCAGUGGUAGGCAAUUCCAACGCUAUGAUAGCGAAGGCUUUCGUUUAGUUGUUGGAUGUAUUCCAUAUCGAUAUAGGAAAAUGGACGAAGCGAAUUCAAACGACGACGUGAUCGAAGUACUUGUGAUCAGUGCACAAAACGGCAAAGGUAUGCUGUUCCCUAAAGGUGGUUGGGAGCAUGAUGAAUCCAUGGAAGAGGCGGCCGUUCGAGAGACGCUCGAAGAAGCCGGUGUCGUUGGCAACAUUGAAUGCAAAUUAGGGAAAUGGUCGUACGAGAGCAAGAGGCGAAGUACUCUCCAUGAAGGCCACAUGUUUCCAAUGCUUGUCAAGCAAGAGCUAGACCUUUGGCCUGAGAAAAACAUCCGGACGAGGAAGUGGGUAACAAUCUCUAAAGCUAAAGAAGAAUGCCCACAUUUGUGGAUGAGGGAAGCCUUAGAGGAGCUGGUUUCCCGGCAGCAUACGCAGGCAGGGGCAAAGGAUGAGGAAAUGGGUCGAACAAGUAGCGAGUGA